Molecule: messenger RNA, 873 nt
Organism: Ruditapes philippinarum (Manila clam)
Lineage: Eukaryota; Metazoa; Mollusca; Bivalvia; Venerida; Veneridae
Product: sulfotransferase 1B1-like
Exons: 3
Coding region: 88-540 (150 amino acids)
Biological process (GO): sulfation
Cellular component (GO): cytoplasm
Molecular function (GO): sulfotransferase activity
Source: RefSeq, a predicted model, not a curated record
CUUUGUUCUUAUAGUUAAAAAUAUUUUUGGAUAAUAAAAUAACCGAUUUAACCGGAAAAUGACAAAUGCCAAUGAUCAAUCUUGAGUAUGAAUAUAUCAAAUGUACUCACUUCUUUACACGAAGUGCCUUUACAUAAAUUUCUUUUAGCAUAUGCUUGUCCGUGGCCGCAGCAUGUUCUUGGAUAUUGGGAGAAGAAAGAUGAACCUCAAGUUUUAUUUCUCCGAUUUGAAGAUGUUGUCAAAGAUAUGCCUGCAGCAAUCAGACGUAUUGCCACAUUUCUAGGACGUACAUUAACAGAUAAAGAUGUUGCCGACAUUGCCGAGCAUUGCAGUAUUGAGAAGAUGAGGAAUAAUGAAGAAGUUAAUUACUCAUACUGGCAAGAUAUAGGAUAUGUCGACUUUAAACCAGGGGAAAACCAUUUUAUAAAUAAAGGUCAACCUGGAACAUGGCAUGAGGAAUUAACGCAAGAACAGAACGCCAAAAUGGACAAGCUAAUUAAAAAAGUUGAGGAUGCUGGUGUGACUGUUGUACAUACUUGAACUAUUAGAUAUAUAACUUUAAUAAAAAUUCAUAGAAUAUUUGUACAUGAUUAAUGAACACAAUUUUAAUAUCAAUUAAGCAUAAAUACAUGUACAAUGUACAUACAAAAAAAGGUUGGAGCAUUUGUGAUUACUUUUAUAUCAAUUUACAAGUAUGCAUGUUUUUACUUGAUCCACUUGUUUGACAUAGGAUAUGCGUUAAUAUCAAUUAAAACCCUAUUUAUUGAAAUGUGCAGAAGAGUCUUAGUAAGUAAAAAAGUGUUUAAAUACUACUUUGAUAAUCAUGAGCUGAAGAGUCUACACAUUAUACAAAACAUACCAGAAAAGUUUAUC